AUGCUUUCCAAACUCCUCCGCCCUGCUCGGUCCCUCCCAUCCCGCGCAAUCUAUGCCCGGUCCUUCUCCACCUCGCCGAUCGCUCGUGGCGUACAAGAAAUCACUCGCCCCGCGAUCGACACGCCACUCAGUCUGUGGAACUUUACCGAGGAGGAGAACAUGAUCCGAGAGACCGUGGCCAAGUUUGCCCAGGAUGUCAUCGCACCCAGAAUGCGCGACAUGGACGAGCGGGAAGAAAUGGACCCAGAAAUCAUCAAAGGCUUGUUUGACAAUGGUUUCAUGGGGAUCGAAACCCCCACCGAGCUUGACGGCGCUGGAUGCUCCUUCACCAGCGCCAUUAUCGCCGUGGAAGAACUCGCCAAGGUCGACGCGUCCGUCGCUGUCCUCUGCGAUGUCCACAACACCCUCGUCAACACAGUCCUGCGCUUGUACGGUAGCGAAGCCAUUCAGCAAAAGUGGCUUCCCGGUUUGGCCACCAACACUGUCGGAAGUUUCUGCCUCAGCGAGCCGAACGCUGGAAGUGACGCGUUUGGCCUCCAAACCACAGCCAAGAAAGACUCGGAUGGUGGCUACAUUCUCAACGGCAGCAAAUCGUGGAUCUCCAACUCUGCCGAAGCCGACACCUUUUUGGUAUUUGCCAAUGUCGACCCCUCCAAAGGCUACAAGGGUAUCACCUGCUUCGUCAUGUCCAAAGACAUGGGCGUGCAAAUCGCAAAGCGAGAGAAAAAGCUCGGUAUCCGCUCCUCAUCCACCUGUGUCCUCUCCUUUGACGACGUCAAGAUCCCCAAGGAAAACAUUGUCGGCGAAAUUGGCAAGGGGUACAAAAUCGCAAUCGAAAUCCUAAACGAAGGCCGAAUCGGUAUCGCCGCCCAGAUGGUCGGUAUCGCCCAAGGCGCGUUCGACCACGCCGUCACCUACGCCUACCAGCGAAAGCAAUUCGGCAAGUACAUUGGUGACUUUCAAAAGAUGGGCCACGACUUUGCCGAGGCGGCCAUCAAGAUUGAGGCGGCACGCUUGUUGACGUACAACGCUGCGAGGCUCAAGGAGGAGGGACGGCCAUUCACCCAGGAAGCAGCCAUGGCCAAGUGGUACGCCUCUACGAUUGCUGGCGAGGUGACUGGCGCGGCUAUCGAGUGGGCGGGCGGUGUUGGCUUUACUCGGGAUUUGCCACUGGAAAAGUACUGGCGAGACUCCAAGAUUGGGGCAAUCUACGAGGGGACCAGCAACAUCCAGCUCGAGACUAUUGCCAAGCUGCUCAGGAAGCAGUACAUUUCGUAG
This is a messenger RNA of Dioszegia hungarica, 1278 nucleotides long. Its product is annotated as putative acyl-CoA oxidase. NCBI's taxonomy places the organism in Eukaryota, Fungi, Basidiomycota, Tremellomycetes, Tremellales, Bulleribasidiaceae. The transcript is spliced from 7 exons. Gene Ontology annotation, molecular function: flavin adenine dinucleotide binding; acyl-CoA dehydrogenase activity. The coding region runs from base 1 to 1278 and encodes 425 amino acids. Gene Ontology annotation, cellular component: mitochondrion. The record is from RefSeq and is a predicted model, not a curated record.